ACACAUUUUGAACCCUAGUGUGAAGCACUAUAAAACGCUGACACCAGUGCGUUUAGCUUUUUGCAUAAUUAAAAAAUCUGUCGAGAAUUUAGGGAUUCGAGUUCACUCUUGCUCCUUCACUCUCACCGGUAGCUUGCGAUUUCGAUCUUCACCGUCCGAAGGGUUGUUAAGUUCUUGAAUAGAUUUGUAUUGUUCUAAGAAAAAAGUGAAAUUUGAAUUGGUUUAAGAGGAAAAAUGCGGAAUAAAGAAUUGGUUUUGGAUGAUGGGGAAGUAGAGUAUGAGGCUGGUCCAGAAUCUGCGUGGGGUAAUUUUGAGGAUGAUGAUGUAAUGCAGCAGCAAUCUUCUAUUCAGGAUGAUGAAGCCAAGAAAUUUCCAUUUGUGGGUGAUAAGGAACCACUAUCUAGCUUGGCUGCUGAAUAUCAGUCAGGCAGUCCUAUAUUACUGGAGAAAAUCAAGGUGCUUGAUGGGCAAUAUGCUGCCAUUCGGCGUACUCGUGGAGAUGGAAACUGCUUCUUUCGAGGCUUUAUGUUUUCAUACCUUGAGCAUAUUUUGGAAGCUCAAGACAGUGCAGAAAUUGAUCGCAUCAAAGCCAAUGUUGAGAGAAGCAGAAAAGCACUUCAGACCUUGGGUUAUGCAGAAUUGACUUUUGAAGAUUUUUUUACGUUAUUCCUUGAGCAGCUGGAAGACGUUAUUCAAGGGAAAGAGACGUCCAUAAGUCAUGAAGAGCUUGUUCUUAGAAGUCGAGAUCAGUCAGUUUCAGAUUAUGUUGUUAUGUUCUUCAGAUUUGUUACGUCUGCUGAAAUACAAAAGCGCUCAGAAUUUUUCGAACCUUUCAUCAUGGGCUUAACCAAUACAACAGUUGAGCAGUUCUGCAAAUCAGCUGUUGAGCCAAUGGGUGAAGAGAGCGACCAUGUUCACAUUACCGCCCUUUCAGAUGCAUUGGGCAUUCCAAUCCGUGUUGUGUAUCUUGACCGUAGCUCAUGUGAUACUGGUGGUGUCAGUGUAAAUCAUCAUGAUUUCACUCCGGUUGCUGGUGAUCUCCCAAGUGCUAGUGGUAGCUCUGAAAAGAAGAAUCCCUUCAUCACAUUACUAUAUCGUCCUGGUCACUAUGAUAUCCUCUAUCCAAAGUGAGGAUGAUCUAUUGGAGAGACCUUUUAUUUGAUGCUUUUUCGGCUCCACACUGAGCUUGGUUGUUAAUGAGGGCACAUGUACUCUGUAACUUGUCUUGUUAAUGUUGAAAAGGUCAAAUAUGUCUAGAAUGUUAUACGUAUUUCGAAAGUUUGAUCAACAAAGUACGCCGACAUUAGUGCAUUAAGAAUCAAAACUCACCCAGUUUAUGUUGCUUUGUUA
Messenger RNA from Medicago truncatula (barrel medic), 1350 nucleotides. Its product is annotated as OVARIAN TUMOR DOMAIN-containing deubiquitinating enzyme 1. Gene Ontology annotation, cellular component: nucleus. Lineage: Eukaryota; Viridiplantae; Streptophyta; Magnoliopsida; Fabales; Fabaceae. The transcript has 9 exons. Gene Ontology annotation, molecular function: cysteine-type deubiquitinase activity; ubiquitin binding. Bases 235 to 1131 code for a protein of 298 amino acids. The record is from RefSeq and is a predicted model, not a curated record. Gene Ontology annotation, biological process: protein K48-linked deubiquitination.